This is a messenger RNA of Papaver somniferum (opium poppy), 618 nucleotides long. RefSeq lists its product as uncharacterized. The coding region runs from base 35 to 514 and encodes 159 amino acids. The transcript is spliced from 2 exons. The record is from RefSeq and is a predicted model, not a curated record. NCBI's taxonomy places the organism in Eukaryota, Viridiplantae, Streptophyta, Magnoliopsida, Ranunculales, Papaveraceae.
AGUUAGGGUUUGGAAACAGGAAAAGCAAGUAGUAAUGUCUUUCAGUGCCACUCCACCACCCACUGUUCCAAAUCCGCCACCACCACCACCUUUGCCUCCUCCUCCAGAUAUCAUGCCAGAAUCUUCAUCAAAUAUCGGUUCUUUAGUCCGUAAGAAACUGGCCUUGAUUUCCAUCUCACCAACCUCUACCGCUUCUACUUCCAAGCGCCGCUAUCAACAGGAAGAUAACGAGAUGGUUGUAGAUACUCCACCACCAAAAAUCAUCAAGAUCAGGGUCGGCGGGAUGAUAUUUGGAUGGGAUGUCGUAUGUGGUUGUAAGGUGAAUUACCGCAUUGACAGAAUAAAGUCCGAGUAUUUUAGAGUUUCUGACGGAAAGAAGACUACUAUAGAUGUACCAUUUUCCAGGGAGCAUAUUAACUUCGAUUGUCCCUGUGGAGGUCGGUGCGAAAUAAGUAUGAAUGUGAAGAGACAUCGAGUAACAAAGAAGAACAAAAAGGUAGUGAAGAAAAAUUAGUGCAUAUCAUUGUUAUAAUCUCAUCUGCAAAAAUAAAUUUAAAUUAUAAAGACUUCUUUUUGUUAAAAUGGUUGAUAAGAAAGAUUAAAAUUUGUUUGUAGUUA